This is a messenger RNA of Lates calcarifer (barramundi perch), 1345 nucleotides long. RefSeq names its product protein TOPAZ1. The record is from RefSeq and is a predicted model, not a curated record. The transcript has 4 exons. Bases 71 to 739 code for a protein of 222 amino acids. Gene Ontology annotation, biological process: spermatocyte division; spermatid development. Lineage: Eukaryota; Metazoa; Chordata; Actinopteri; Centropomidae.
CGAAUGGUUCCUGAGUUCGAGCUCAUGGCCAUGUGAGCCUCCAGAUCUGGACAGUCGGAGUCGUGUGUUGAUGCGCCUGGCUGAGAAAACCUCUCACAGAGACACACUGGAGGUUCUCUGUAAUCUCCCUGGAAUCAAAGAGCCGAAUGACCUGGUUGAUAUCUCCAGGUACAGUCCACUGUUUAACUCUCAUCUACAAGUGUGUGUGGACAGACAGGUCCUCCCUGUAGCCUCAGAUACAGUGGACUUCAUGCUCUCUAAAAACCUGGCUGUCGACCACACUAUGCUUCACAUACUUUUACACAAACUGGGCAAACAAAACCUCUGGCUCCGCGCACGGGAAGUCUUCAGACACUCUCUGGGUGUGGGGUACUACCCUGGUGUGUCAGCUCCCGCUGGUUUCAUGACACUGAUUGUCCCCUGUCGGCUGGGGGAAGUGGAGCUGGCUCUCACCUUUGAGAUGUUCAUCACUGUCAAUGCAACAAUCAUUCUCCAGCUUUCAGAGACCACCACUUCCUGCCUCAGCAUUACUCUCAGAAGGACUCAAAGUGUUGAGAGUGAGUACCUCUCAGCUGGUAGCCGCCUUCUCUCUGCAGCUUGUAUCCCCCAGCCCAAACUAAUUGUUCACUACACAGCAGUUAACUCCUCGCAGGAGCAAGUGUUCACACUUGACAUUUCCUCUGCUCGACGCUGGCUCCGCCACAAUCAUUUGUGGGCCACUGAGGUGUGGACGCAUUGACCCCGACAGUUAGUCCCCUGCAGUCCCUGCAAGUAUUUAACUUUACUGUCCCCCAUAACUGCUCAUGUUCCACAGACAUCGUUUGACUCUGAAAACAACCAAUGAAAUCAGGAAAACAAACGUGUGUAUUUCCGUUGGCUGUACGUUUGUACACAAUGUUCAUAUGUCAAUUUAGCCUUUGACUAAGAAUCUGAAAUUCUUAAGGUCACCACCAAAGACUGACACCAGAACCUUACACUGCUUUUCUUUUACAAAGCUGAUAACUUAUUUUUGUUUAAAUAAGUUUUAAGGGUUUUUUGUUGUUAAUUCCUUGUUGUUUCCUGAGUUCUUUUAGCUGAUUUGUCACUCAUUUGUUUGUGUGAUUAACUAUUGAAGAAUAAGUCUGUCAGGGAACAACAUAAUUUUGCAGGGUUGUUGAUGUUACAAGUAUUAAACUUUGUUUAAGUGUAAAUAACAUCGGAGUGUAAAUAGGUACAUAUUUAUAAUGGUGUUUAGUCUUUGACAGUAUUAUGUUACUGUAUUAUUUUACUGAUUGUCAAAAUCUCAAUUGUUGCCAGUUCAAGAGCUGUGAUUUCCAUUUACUUUAUAUAAAGCUUUUAUAAAAGU